Molecule: messenger RNA, 1521 nt
Organism: Hyla sarda
Lineage: Eukaryota; Metazoa; Chordata; Amphibia; Anura; Hylidae
Product: baculoviral IAP repeat-containing protein 2-like
Exons: 7
Coding region: 429-1268 (279 amino acids)
Biological process (GO): regulation of apoptotic process; innate immune response; inflammatory response
Source: RefSeq, a predicted model, not a curated record
GACAGAGAUCCUGACUAAAGUGGGAGUAAUCCGCGCUGCAAGACUACAAUGUGCACUGCAGCCUAACAGUGAUGCUGGGUUUAAAGUUGCAGAGCUACUUAAAGAGCAAGUGGAGCGAUGUUCUGCAGCAGAGAAGCUGGUGAGAGGAGUCCAGCGCCAGCCCUUAACCGAUUGGACGGCAAGAGAUUCUGUGCGGAUUAAUAUGAAUGAGGAAGUUCAUCUUUUAUAAAGUGAAACUAAAACGCAGGGUGGAAAGUAAUAAAUUGAGAAUCUUGAGCAACGUGUGAAGACUCCGAGAUCUGCAGCCCCAGGACUGAUCCACCACAGGGACACGUUAUUUGUGGUGUUACAUAGGACUGCGGUCGCAAACUACAUCUUUUUACCUGACUAAACAGUCUCUGGAACAUCUGUACUGUAUUCUUACAACCAUGGUUAAAGAUUAUAAAAGUGACAUCAGAAUCCUGGCAGAACAUCUGAAACUGAUAUAUAAGUCCGAGGACAGCACCGAAGCCUUCACGAAAAACCUCUGCGAGCUUAAAGCUCCUCGAGGAUACAACACAAUCAAGAUGGAUGAUCUGAAAGGAAAGAAUGCAAAGGAGGUCGCUGAGGUCAUCAUAGAAUCCUAUACGGGAAUAUACUGGAAAGCCAAAGUCAUGGAGGCUCUGAAGAUGAGCAACAAAAACCAAAUCCGACUAAAUCUAAAGAAAGCGCUCAAUGCAGAUAAAAAGAAGGCACCAAAUAAAGCUAAGGCCGGUAGUGGAGAGGUCAAUGUUGCGGACCAGAAGAAUUUUGAAGCAGGAGAAAGUUCUAAGACAUUGAAAAGUCAAAAGUCAGGUGGAGAUGUCAAACCAAAAAUAGAGUCUGAUUCCACGGAGCCGUCAAUUGUGAAAGUGCAGGUGUCAGGUGAAGCUGUGGGCCACAAACAAAAGACAGAAGAGGAAAAAGAGGAAAAUGUAAAAUCAAAGACGACAAGAAAACAACCACCGAGAGGUAAGAAACACUUUGUUAUUGAAAAGCGAAACAGCUUGAUAAAGGUGAUCACUCACGUGGAUCCAGUCCUGGAUGAUCUUAUGGAGGAGAAGUUACUGACCCAGGAACAAUACGAUACCAUACGGAAAAAAAGCACCAACCAGAACAAGAUGAGGGAACUCUUCGAUUACGUGAGAUCCUGGGGUCCGAAAGAUCUCGAUAAAUUCCAGAGAAUCUUGAGGAAACAUAACCUUGCACCCAUUAAGAAUCUCCUAGAAAAAUGUAAACAAAAGAAGUAGAUUAAAGGGACGAACGUCAUCGCAUUAUUUGCGGGAUAACAUGUUCUUAGACAUCUAAACAAACAAUGGUAACUUCAGUCUGUGAGGUUCUGUUCACGGGGGCAACUACCGUGCCAAAAAAAUGCCUAAAAAGUAUGUAGUUUCCAUGUCCCAUCACAUUUGAUGGGGGUACUCCGCUGCUAGACAUCUAAUUCCCUAUCCAAAGGCCCCCGCAAUCUCCCGCAGCACCCAGCCUUCUAAACAAAUGCCACGC